Messenger RNA from Clupea harengus (Atlantic herring), 2057 nucleotides. RefSeq names its product zgc:172076. Gene Ontology annotation, molecular function: creatine kinase activity. The transcript has 9 exons. The record is from RefSeq and is a predicted model, not a curated record. The coding region runs from base 550 to 1776 and encodes 408 amino acids. Gene Ontology annotation, biological process: phosphocreatine biosynthetic process. NCBI's taxonomy places the organism in Eukaryota, Metazoa, Chordata, Actinopteri, Clupeiformes, Clupeidae.
UGUGUCUCUCCUUCUGGUUCUGACAGGAUGUCUCAGUGUGAGAUGACUCAAAGCCACUGAUUUGGGCUUUUGCACCGUCACAUUCAUACGGCAACUUGAGAAUAGCUACCCGACGCGGCUUCACUUGCUCAGAGCUGGUUUCCUUCUCAACACAUCCGCCACCCCAGAGGCUGUCUCUGUCUCUGUCUCUGAGCCCCUGAGUGCUCACCCUGUCCACAGAGCUCACAGGACCACUGCUAAUGUAUGACACGGCCUCAAAAAUAGACACAAGAUGGAAGUGAAACGUAACACGACACCCAGAGCGUAAGGGAGGGCUUUGUGUGAGAUGAAAGACAAACAGGUGGGUGACAACGGAGAUGGCUGUGACAUGUGUGACGAGCUGCCCCUGCUGGCUAUUCAUAGCUCUUUUGUUAAGGAAGGACAAGUGUCAACAUCAGCACAAGAUCUGGUCUGCUGUUCGUUGCCUGGUCUGAGUAGCUGCCUGUGGUGACUUCUAGACGGUCUGAACUCAGCCCCCCUUUAAGCAGGCUGCCCCCAGCAACUGCAGAGAUGUUGAGGUCUCAGAGGAAAUGGAUGAAGUUCAAAUCGCCACUUGAAUUUCCUAAGGAAGUAAAGUACAAGCCUAUUCUCGAGAGCUUGCAGCCUAUAGACCCCAUGAGCCGGUUCAACUUACACAGGGGCUCCCCUGCAGAGGAGUUCCCCUACCUGAGGGACAACCACACCUACAUGGGCCACAUCCUCACGCUGCAUCUGUACACACGACAGUUCAACCGCGCCACGGAGAGUGGAGUCAUGUUCGACGACAUCAUCCGACCUGGCCUAGAAGACCCAGGUCAGGCCACAGGGCCCAUGGCAGUGGGCUGUUUGGCAGGGGACGCCCAGUCCUACAUCCUCUUCUGUGACUUCUUCGACCGCAUCAUUGACGCAUACCAUGACUACAAGAUCACCAGCUCACAGGAGAGUGACUUUAACUGCGGCAACCUGAAGGGAGGGGAUGUCUUGGAUGCUGCGUAUGCUGUGGACUGUGAGGUCAGAGUGGCUCGCUGCGUGGAGGACUUCUGCUUUCCGAUGCACUGCAGCAGGGCAGAGCGCAGGAAGCUGCUUUCACUGGCAGAGAAAGCUCUGACCAAGUUGUCUGAGGAGUUCCCAGGCAAGCUGUACUCCAUGGAGGAGCUGAGUCAGGACGCGGGUGGAAAGGGCCUCGCCAUGAUGACCCCGACCCCUGCAAUGGUGAAGAUUGGGGUGGCUCGUGACUGGCCCGAUGCCAGGGCUGUGUGGGAGAGUCAGGAUGGGCAGCUGGUCGUAUGGGUUAACUUUGAGGACCACCUCAAGCUUGAAUGCUCCAGAACAGAUGCCAACCUCCAGCUGGCGUUUGACUGUAUCUGCCUCAACCUGCUGAAGCUGGAGAGUCUAUACAAAACCCUGCGCCACCCGUUCGUGUGGAAGGAACACUUGGGCUGGGUGGUGAGCUCCCCAGCGGAGGUGGGCACGGGUCUGAAGGCCAGCGUCACCGUCCGGCUGCAGCACCUGCCCAAUCACAAACGCCUGGAGAAUGUCCUGGACAGACUGCGCCUCCACCUGAUCCCUACCGACAAACCUGGGCUGUACAGAGCGACCAACGCUCCGACCAUCGGCUUCUCCGAGGUGGGUGUCCUCCAGUUAGUGGUGGACGGCGUGCAGCUGCUCAUCUGCAUGGAGAAGCGGCUGGAGAACCACGGCGGCAUAGACGACCUGGUGCCCACACACAAACUCAGUGGCUACACAGACAAAUCAUAGAUGACCUGGUGCCGACACACAAACUCAGUGGCUACACAGACAAAUCAUAGAUGACCUGGUGCCGACACACAAACUCAGUGGCUACACAGACAAAUCCUGAGCCACGGUGUGGGCUUGUUAUUUUGGCCAAUGCAACCACUUUUUGCCCAAACAUUUAAAAUGGAGUGCUUGGGAGUCCUGUGAUGGCGAUUGAGUUUUCAGUCAGCUGUUAGGCAUGGGGCUGUAGCGCUAAAUAAAAAUACAUACAUCUCAUAUUCUGAAAAUAAAAGGAGUUGUCACCA